Molecule: messenger RNA, 1029 nt
Organism: Rhipicephalus microplus (southern cattle tick)
Lineage: Eukaryota; Metazoa; Arthropoda; Arachnida; Ixodida; Ixodidae
Biological process (GO): regulation of transcription by RNA polymerase II
Molecular function (GO): RNA polymerase II cis-regulatory region sequence-specific DNA binding; DNA-binding transcription factor activity
Source: RefSeq, a predicted model, not a curated record
AUGGUCAAGAAGGAUGUCAAGGCAUGGGUGAUUAAGACAGAACGGGAGCUUUCAAUGGGCUACAAGAAUGCUAAGGAGGUUGCAUUUCUACUAUUGCUGGCUGUGUACUUUGGGGACAAACAACAGGGGCUCUUGAAGGUUUUUGAGCCAUCGAUGGAGUGGGAACCGAAGAACGUUGGACACAGUAGUGACACUGAAGAUGGAAGAGACGCUGGAACAGGAGCUUCCAACACUGACAAGAUGUGGUGUUGUGCCAACGAAAGCGUGGUGCAGGAAGAGCCAGAACGGAAGCACACCAUCGCCAAGAACCCCAAGUGCGAAGUGUGCGACAAGGUUUUGAACAGCCACGCGAGGCUCCAACGUCAUCUAGCGACACAUGCCGAGAAAAAGUCGCAUGUCUGUCAGUGCUGCUCGGCGACUUCCACGCGAAAAUGCAGCGUCUAUAAGCACUUCUUCACUCACACCAGAGAAAAACGCCACGGCUGUCCUACAUGUGGCAAAAUGUUCGCCAGUAAAUGGAUUGUUAUUCGCCACCUCCGCGUACACACGGGCGAAAAGCCAUUCUCAUGUGACUCGUGUCCCGCCAAGUUCUCCCUGAAGCAAACGUUGGCCAGACACCAGCUUACACACUCCGGGAAAAAGCCCUGGCAGUGCGACCUGUGCCAGAAGACGUUCAAACACAAGUUCGACCUGAGGCGCCACUCACGGGUGCAUACCGGCGAGCGACCGUACGAAUGCAACCUCUGUCCAGCCACAUUUUACAGCAAGUCCUGCGUAAAUAGACACAUGCGGACGCACACCGGAGAAAAGCCCUACGAGUGUGGCGUGUGCGGCUUGAGAUUUCGGGAGAAAGAACGCGCCAAGGCUCACCUUACCAGAAGCCAUGGCCAUCUAAGAGCUCGUGCGGGUGGCGUUGCCCACGAGGAUCCUCUCAUUACGGAGGUGAAACCUGAAGGGGCCGUCGGAAAGCUUCAACGGGUGGAGCCCGGAAAGAAGGGGACUGCGCAAGCCAAGAGAUCUUCGCGUUAA